GAAGUGUACUUUAUGAUUUUUUGUCAAUUCCAUGUUUAUUACACACCUGCUGUUAACAGAUUUAUCAUUUUCAUCUAAAAUUUGAAAGUUUUUAAACUUAUAGAAAACCAGUUUGAACCUCCGUGGGCGACAUGGUAACACUAUAUAUACUGAUGUGGUAACAGUCGAGUACAUUUAGCUACGCAGUUGAGUAUACAUUUAGCUACGGCGAUCUGACAAAGAAGGUUGUAACUUGAAGGUCUUCGGUAAAAAAAUAAAUAAUGAAGCUGGCUAUUAUUGUAGUGGUUCUUUUUCUCGGUACAGCGACAGGGUAUUCAUUGAAUCAUGUAAGAAAUCAAGAGGAACCCAUGGUACACCAAAAGGAAAAUGUCGCUAAAAGGGCUGAUUCCUGUAAGGGUAAUGAUGUGAUGCAGCCAGUUGCCUGCCAUGGUAUGGAUUCAACCAUGAAUAUUUGCACUAAUCCAAAUCCAGUCUAUUCACAACUUCGUGACAUGUGCUGCAAUUUCUGUGCUGGAAAAGAAACAAGGGAGAUUGUUUCCUUGUUGAAAAAGAUGUUAGCUGAGGAUGAGACAAAAGAAUAAAUAAACACAAACUUAGAAAUACUGUAAAAUCAACAAACUGUUCACAUGUAACCUCUAGAUUUACAUGUAAUUGUUUUCUAUAUUUGACAUCACCUAUUUGUUUUAAUAUUAAAUACUUUUCAUUUA
Mytilus trossulus (common blue mussel) is the source of this 707-nucleotide messenger RNA. RefSeq lists its product as uncharacterized. The record is from RefSeq and is a predicted model, not a curated record. The transcript is spliced from 3 exons. NCBI's taxonomy places the organism in Eukaryota, Metazoa, Mollusca, Bivalvia, Mytilida, Mytilidae. The coding region runs from base 261 to 581 and encodes 106 amino acids.